CCCGGGCUGCCCUGAGCGCCGCCUGAUUGCGCUCGCAACCUCGCCGCACUAGCCCAGGCGGGGCGCCGAGAGAACGCAAAGUCCUGCUUAGACUGGAGGCCGAGGAUCACCCUAGUCUAGGUCAUGUCUGGCCGCCUCGCUCCGGAGGGAGACUGUUGCUCCCGGCGCUGUGGCGCGCAGGACAAGGAACAUCCAAGAUACCUGAUCCCAGAGCUCUGCAAACAGUUUUACCAUUUGGGCUGGGUCACUGGGACUGGAGGAGGAAUUAGCUUGAAGCUUGGCAAUGAGAUCUACAUCGCUCCUUCAGGAGUGCAAAAAGAACGAAUCCAGCCUGAAGACAUGUUUGUUUGUGAUCUAAAUGAACAGGACAUCAGUGGCCCUCCACCGUCUAAGAAACUAAAGAAAAGCCAGUGUACGCCUCUUUUCAUGAACGCUUACACAAUGAGAGGGGCAGGUGCGGUGAUUCAUACCCACUCUAAAGCUGCUGUCAUGGCCACCCUUCUCUUUCCAGGACGGGAAUUUAAAAUUACACAUCAAGAGAUGAUAAAAGGAAUAAAGAAAUGCACCUCAGGAGGGUAUUAUAGAUAUGAUGAUAUGUUAGUGGUACCCAUUAUUGAAAAUACACCUGAGGAGAAAGACCUUAAAGAACGAAUGGCUCAAGCGAUGAAUGAAUACCCAGACUCCUGCGCAGUGCUGGUCCGACGCCAUGGAGUGUAUGUGUGGGGAGAAACGUGGGAGAAGGCUAAAACCAUGUGUGAGUGUUAUGACUAUUUGUUUGAUAUUGCCGUAUCAAUGAAGAAAGUGGGACUUGAUCCUACACAGCUCCCAGCUGGUGAAAAUGGAAUUGUAUAAGCCAAAUGGCAGCUUCAUCAUACACAGAGAUAAGAUUAAACUUAAUUAUUACUUAAUGAAAUGACUAUUUUUUUAAAGAAUUGAAAAUUUCGAUAAUGUUAUUAGUUUGUCCCUGAAUCGUGCACUUGUCAUCCUGAAUUUCUUCUGACAUUGAAUGGUGUUUGUUUAUAUACUUGCAUUUUUAAGUGACAGAGUAAUGGAAUAAAAAUUUUAUACUCAA
Molecule: messenger RNA, 1072 nt
Organism: Lepus europaeus (European hare)
Lineage: Eukaryota; Metazoa; Chordata; Mammalia; Lagomorpha; Leporidae
Gene: APIP
Product: APAF1 interacting protein
Exons: 7
Coding region: 124-852 (242 amino acids)
Cellular component (GO): cytoplasm
Molecular function (GO): methylthioribulose 1-phosphate dehydratase activity; metal ion binding
Source: RefSeq, a predicted model, not a curated record